GCACAGGAAGUCCGUUGUAGCGGAACGUCCUGCUUGGAGACCAGUGUCAAAUAAAGUUAUAAAGGCAUAAGAAAGUUUCAAGUUUUUUAAUGGCGAUGUCUGGUGAUCUGAGUAAGACUCCGGGGUCUCUGAUGGUCUGGGAUCGGUCCAGUUUCCUGGAUGAGAAGAACCGACUGAGUUCGCAGGUGGAGCAGCUGCACUUCAAUUACAAGGUGUCUGUGCUGCUGCCUGAGUGUUGCGCCGCCCCCUGUCACCUGGAUGCUGUGUUAAACAGUUUCAGCAGUUUCUACCUGAUCAGAAAUCUGCCGACAUACGAACUGCUGGACAAACACUUCCUGGAUAAUGCCGUGUACCAGGGUAGUGUGUACGGUGUGUCUUACAGGACCAGGAUAGAUGAAGAUGACUGCGUUGCUCUGAUGCCAAACGGUCACCUGUCUCUCUCUCUGAGUAAAGACUCCUUUGAGUUGUUGGGAGCUGAAGGGAAACCAUCGAGGUUCAACCACAGAACAAAGUGCAGAUUUGUAGUAUCAGUAGAUUUGAGUGACAGCAGCAUGGCUCCUGGUGGGCGGGGCUACCAGAGACUCCUCACAGGUCUGAGAUCGCGACUUCAACUGAAGACUGAUUUCCUGCUGUCACAUCAUCCAGGGGGUGGAGCCUCUCUGCAGGCCCUCCUGUCUCGUUACGAGUGGUCUGAACACAGACCCGAGGUCAGCAGCCACAUGCUGACAGAUCUGUCCUGUCCCGCCCUGCUGACCUCUGACCCGCAGUCAUGUGACCCUCACAGCAUUCUGGAGUGGGUUGGAGCUGUGGACGCUCGUGUCAGCUGUGACAACUCGUCCAACAGCUUCCUGUCCUCACUGGUCUGCCCUGAGCCAAAGACAACAUUGAGUCAAGCUCUGAGUGUCUCCAUCUGCGGACUGCUGCUUCCUCAGGACGUCCACCGACUCAUCCAGCAGAUCAGGUAUUACCUUGAGCAGCCUCACUCGGAGUCCUGGGUGUCACUGACCGUUCACGGUUUUGUUGACAGUCCAGUGUCGUGGGGGGGCAAUGAACACGGAUUCCUGAGAGGAGGAGAGAACUUCUACAGUCUGCUGAUGAUCCAUGACCACACUUACAGGCUCCACCUGGCUACAGGAGCGCACGACACCUGUCCGCCAUGAUGAUGUCAGCUGCUGGUUUCACUGGUGUUGGCUUGAGUUCUUUAGGUCUGUGGACCAGUUCUGUAUUUAUUUUUCUCUUUGGUUUUGUUGUAGAAACCUAAUUCUGGUCAGUUUGGAGUAAAAAGAAAUUAAGCUUCCAAAAA
This is a messenger RNA of Scatophagus argus, 1303 nucleotides long. It is a transcript of the gene rpp40, whose product is annotated as ribonuclease P/MRP 40 subunit. The transcript is spliced from 8 exons. Bases 90 to 1160 code for a protein of 356 amino acids. NCBI's taxonomy places the organism in Eukaryota, Metazoa, Chordata, Actinopteri, Scatophagidae. Gene Ontology annotation, biological process: endonucleolytic cleavage in ITS1 to separate SSU-rRNA from 5.8S rRNA and LSU-rRNA from tricistronic rRNA transcript (SSU-rRNA, 5.8S rRNA, LSU-rRNA); tRNA 5'-leader removal; tRNA 3'-end processing. Gene Ontology annotation, molecular function: ribonuclease P activity; ribonuclease MRP activity. Gene Ontology annotation, cellular component: ribonuclease MRP complex; multimeric ribonuclease P complex. The record is from RefSeq and is a predicted model, not a curated record.